GCCAGAGGAUGCGGAUUGAAGAGAAAUCCGGUAGAAUCUCCAAAUCCAUGAGAUUGAUGAUAAUGUGAGUGACCGUUAACAGUUCUUGCUCCGAUUUUUUUCAGAGAAAAUUGGGAGAAAAACCAUGCUCGGAAAUCGCAGGCUACCAUCUGAUUCUCAAUAGCUGCAAAUUUAAGCUCCUUGUUUCAAUUGACAAGGGCAUGGCCAUGGCGUCUGUUUCGAAGCCACCGCCAUUUCCGCCCUUUCACUCCCUAAAUCCAAGCUUUCUCAACUCUUCACCAGUGAUCUUAUGUUUUCCUAUGCACCCAAUGACGUCGCUUCACCCCUCCAUACGUGCCCUAAAGACUGGGCCGGAAGGCAGUAGAAUUCGAAGCCACGAAGAAUAUAGCUCGGAUUUGCUGCGGAAGCCGGUUGUUCCACCGGCGAAGGACUUCGCCAGAAUAUCGGAGGAUGACGAGGGCAGCGAGGAGAGUGGUACUGACGGCGAAGAGGAAGAGGAUUGGGUUGAUUGGGAGGACAAGAUUUUGGAGGAUACCGUUCCUCUAGUUGGCUUUGUUAGGAUGGUUCUUCACUCUGGAAAAUAUGGAAGUGGAGAUAGAUUAAGCCUGGAGCACGAGAAAACGAUUCUUGACAGGUUGCUUCCAUACCAUCCUGAAUGUGAGAAGAAGAUUGGAUGUGGAAUUGAUUAUAUCACGAUUGGAUAUCAUCCUGAUUUUGAAAGCUCAAGAUGUUUAUUCAUAGUCAGAAAAGAUGGAGAGUUAGUCGAUUUCUCAUAUUGGAAGUGCAUUAAGGGUCUGAUCAGAAAGAACUAUCCCCUCCAUGCUGAAAGCUUCAUUCUUAGGCAUUUUCGGCGACGUAGACGCAAUUACCGUGGGUAGCACAUGCAAGGAUUUGUUAAUCAUACUAUGCAUCAUUCAAUUUCCGGAAUUCUUUGAAUAUCGAUGCUUGAAAUUGACCUACCACCCUUGUGUGGUUUUGUUGUUUAAUGAUUUGAAAUGCGUGAAUCAAGAUGGAUAUAGGGGGAAUGUAGACUCUUGCUUGAGGAAGGUGCUAGUGAAAUUCAAUUUUGUAAAUCUUAUCAGUUACUACUCGUUUUACUUGAUCCAAUUUCUGCUUAA
Molecule: messenger RNA, 1118 nt
Organism: Momordica charantia (bitter melon)
Lineage: Eukaryota; Viridiplantae; Streptophyta; Magnoliopsida; Cucurbitales; Cucurbitaceae
Product: DCL-like protein
Biological process (GO): chloroplast rRNA processing; chloroplast organization
Cellular component (GO): chloroplast
Source: RefSeq, a predicted model, not a curated record